AUGACAACUUUAAAUCCUGAAAAUUGGAUAUCACCAAAUUUCAAUCAAAAUGGAAUUAGUAAUCAAAAUAAAUUAUCUUAUAGUUUCAAUGAGAAUAUUAAUACAAGUGCAAUUAAUCUUGGUAGUAGUAAUAAUGUUAAUGUAACAUCUGCUACUACUACUAAUAAUAAUGGCAACAGUAAUAUAAUUCACGUAUCAGAUCCAAAUUUACUGUCAUAUUCAUGUAAAACAUCGAUGAGUUCCAGUGCUAAUCGAAUGGAGACAAAUCAUGCUGUCGUUACUCAAUUAAACAAUAAUAAUAAUAAUGGUGAUAGCAGUGCCAUUGACAGUUCAACUAUGAAUGAACAUCAUCAGAGUAUAAGUAAUACUUCUAACGAUAAUAAUAACAAUGAAAAAUUAUCUAAUCAAUGCAUGCAGAAUAAACAUGUAAAUAAUAAUAAUAAUCAUGACAGCAGAAAAGACAAUAUGAUGAUACAUUGUAAUGAAUGUCAAACAGUUAUAUUUGAUCAAUUUUAUUAUAGUAUUGGUGAUUAUACAUGGCAUCAAAGUUGUUUAAGAUGUUUUGAGUGUGGAUUUCUUCUUACAGAACGAUGUUAUUCUAAAGAUGGUCAUUUAUACUGUCGUGAAGACUUUGUCAAAAAUUUCGGUCCAAAAUGUUCAGCAUGUCAUCGACUAAUUCGUAAUGGAGAAUUGGUUCGAUUUGCACGUCAUUAUGUUUACCACAUUAAUUGUUUCCAAUGUGCAGUUUGUGAAAAACAGUUCACCACGGGCGAUCAAUAUUAUCUCGUACAUAAUGACAAAUUUUUAAUAUGUUGUGAACACUAUUGUAAUAGUGGAACAUCGUCGAUUCCUUCAUCAUCAAUAAUCAAAACUUCAUCAGAAAUGGAUUUAUUAGCUAUACUUACAAAUUCUAAUACAUCUGUCAAGGAUACUAUGAAAAUGGAGUUGAAAUCAAAGUCUUGUAACACAUUUUCUAAUCCUAUGAACUGUGAAUUAUCAGGCACUACUUUGAAUUGUAUACAAAAGAUAACUGACUGUGAGACAAGAAGUGAUAUGAAGAGUCAGUUAAGUCAGCUGAAGGGAUGCAGUCAAUAUGAUAGUUCAGAUUCAGGUAAUCAGUUAAAUUCCACUGUACCUGAGACUCCUAUAUUCCUCUCUUCUCAAAUGAUACCUACAGUAUCAAAAUUUGGUCAUUUGUCUCCUUCCGCUUCAGAAGCAACAAUAGCAAUAUCUUCGACGAAUAUUAUGAUGAGUUCUACAAUGGCUAAUGCUACAAGUUUAACUUCACCUUCGAAACAAGAAUUAACAUCGACUGUAAUGCCAGUUAAAGCAAUGCUUGAAAGUGGAACCUAUAAUUCAAAACAUUUUCUAGACAAUAAAGUGAACAAUUUUCAGCCAGCAUCAGAAAACUCUCUGCCUUAUCUGUCUAACAGAUACUAUUCCACUGGACAGAAUUCAAAAAUACAACCUCCUUUUGAAAUAAAUUUUCAACAACAGUCAAACAGCUCAGAAACUAUGUCCACCGCAUUCAGUUUGUUCUCACAGUCUCAAGGAAAGGCGGAAGGUAUAUCUUCAUCAGAUAUCGGAGAUUUAGGCAUAAACAGUGUCGCAGAGUCACCAUCGUCUACAUUGGCUACAUUGUCAUACCUAUCAAAUCCUAUGUCUGAUCGUUUUUGUUCACUUAUUCCACCUGCCUUAAAUAGCAGCAGUCUUUCUCAUUCAACUCAUUCAGUGAAUGCAAAUAUUCCUUUAUUAUUGCCGUCUAAUCAACAAUUUAUUGGAAAAUCACAACAAUUAAUCUCUAGUGCUGCUGAUCAUCGAAAUGAAGCCGUUGAGAUUAAUGACAGUCGAGCAGGUUGUCUGCAAAAAUUAGAUGAAACUCAAGAGAAUCUCAGAUGCCUUUCAUCCAAAGGAAUAGAGUACAACAAUACUACUAGUAGUAGUAGUAUUAGUAGUAGUAGUGGUAACCUCGGUAGCUAUCAUAAUCAAGUUAACCUACUUUGGAUGGUCAAACGUGAUAGUCAUUGUGACAGUAUGCCUAUAAAUGAAAAUCCUUUUUCUGAUGUAUAUAAUAAUCGUGAUAAUUAUCCAGUACGUUCAUCUUUAGUCAAUGAAAAUGUAUCAGACAAGGAAAAUCAAUUGCUUAAAUCAAAAGAAAGGGAUUAUUUUACAAGAAAUGAAAAAAUACAAUUAACGGUUGAUGAAGAUCAUCAAAAUAAAGGCGAUUGCCUACCUAUACUAAAUAAAAACAAGAUAAAUAUCAAUGAAGUACAUGAGAGUCAUCUGCUCGCUGAUAAUAAUGCAGGCGGUGAUGAUGAAGAUGACUGUGAUGAUGACGAUGAAGGAGAAGAGGAAGAAGAAGAACAAGAAGGAGGCGAAAGAGGAGGAGGAGGAGGGGGACAAGAUUCAAUUCAGUUAAACGAGUUUAAGAAUACCACAUUAAUUAGUGAUCAAGAGAAUGAAUUCAAUGAGAAUAAUUCUCCAUCUUCACAAGAUAGAUACAUUCAUUUAUUACAUCGACCUCGUUCAUAUGAUUCACCAUUACAUACUGGAUGUUGUGGUAUUAUUGGAAGUGAAGUAUCCUCUCAAGUAGGAAGUAUAGAUGAUAGUGAAAGUAUCACUGAUCAUGGAGGAAUAAAUCAUCUUUCUGGAAGUAUCGACAGCGGAUUAAAUUGCAGUGCGGGUGGCGGUAAUAAUAAUAGUGGACUAGGAAUUACUAGUAGUGGAAAUAAUGGAGGUGCAAAACGUCGAGGUCCACGUACAACUAUCAAGGCGAAACAAUUAGAUACACUGAAAACAGCAUUUGCAGCUACUCCUAAACCAACAAGACAUGUUCGAGAAUCUCUAGCACAAGAAACUGGACUUUCAAUGCGUGUAAUUCAGGUUUGGUUUCAAAAUCGUCGUAGCAAAGAACGACGUAUGAAACAACUGAAUGCGCUUGGAACACGCAGAUCAUUCUACAGGAAUCCUAGACGACUGCGUGGAAUAAGAUCAGGUAUACUACCCAAUGAUUUCAGCUCAGGAGGGCCAGUUGACUUGAUGAACAAUCCAGCUUAUCAUGAGUAUUUAGUUGGAUCUAGUCCAGAUAUUUACAAUACCAUUGUCUCAGCCGCUGCAGUUGCAUCAGGCGUUCCAUUUAAUUUACCAGGUCCAAUCCCUAGUCUGCCAGGAAGUUAUCCUUUACCUCAACAACUUCAACCUUCUUCAAAUGAUUCACUUGCCCCAGGUUCAACAGCCCAUUUAUUGAACAGUGAUGUAGGACCUUUCCACAGUGAAAGCUUACUUCAUCAUUUUCCACACAAUCAUACACAAACUACUCCUAAUUAUAUGUCUAAUUCAGUCGGCUGCCCUCCGUGCCAUCCACCGAAUUUAUCCAAUUCUGGAGUAAUUCGCGAUGAACCAAAAUCAGAUUCCCUUUAUCCUCCAACUUAUUUCCCUUCAUCAUCUUCUACUUCCUCCUCAUCAUCAUCGAUGUCCUCACAGCAAGUAACAAAACUGCCACUAUAUAAUAAUUGUUCUCCUACUGGGUCAAUAUUUUCAUCCUCCGAUCCAAGGGAUUUUCAUUUAUCUCAUUUCCUUGAAAGCGGUAAUAUGAAAGUGCACAGCAAUUUAUUUAGUCAUCCUAACACUUUACCAAUGGUAAGUAAACCAGCUUAUAGUAGUCCAUCAGGAAUAAAUUUCAGGAAUUUACCACCGUCGAUAUUUGAUGAAUUGACAUGCAGACCUAAUUUAGUCUAAAGUAUUGACUGACCAAACCACUUGGCACAGUAACAACAAUAUGUUAAUUUAGUAAAACACUUUUCAUUGAAUAUUUUUCAGAAAUACCGUUAAAGACGGUCAUAUACUUCACUGGUUUCUUUAUUCAGUCUCCUACUGAUUUGUACAUAUAUUUCCCUGGAGAAGAUUAUUCGGAAAUGAAUUAAUUAGGAUAUCCACAAGAAGUUAAUGUUUUCAAACAGAAAAAAACAAACAAACAGGCCAAUAGAUUAUGUAAAUACACUUAUUCAGCUAUUCACAAACAAUUAGAAACUAUUUCACAUUUAUUGUUUACCACCUUCCUCUAAUGAAUUCACUGAAUACACUUGAAAAAGUAAUAGUAUGUGCAUGUAUGCAUGAAUGGAUGUAUGCAUGUGUUUCUGAGCAUAUAUCAAAUUUUGAGUAGUUUUCUUUCUCUUUAUUUCUUCUAAAUUGUAAAGUAUGGUUUUUUAUGUGUUGUGAUUUCGGC
Messenger RNA from Trichobilharzia szidati, 4225 nucleotides. The record is from the annotation of a GenBank genome assembly. NCBI's taxonomy places the organism in Eukaryota, Metazoa, Platyhelminthes, Trematoda, Strigeidida, Schistosomatidae.